Messenger RNA from Mesorhabditis belari, 435 nucleotides. The record is from the annotation of a GenBank genome assembly. NCBI's taxonomy places the organism in Eukaryota, Metazoa, Nematoda, Chromadorea, Rhabditida, Rhabditidae.
AUGGAUGGAGAAACUGGGUAUGAUGAGGUGAAGAUUCACGAUGGAUCGCUGAGUCCGGAAGAGAUUGAGGCAAGGCAGUUGGAGGGGGAAAUCGAGAAGAAAAUGCGAGCCACUUUUGGCGAUGAGGCGAUUGAUAGCGUCUCUCCGCUGUCGCUACAUGCUUUCCGAUCUUCCACCGAGAUCCCGACGCGCCGACGCAAUCGAAUGGUGGCACGGAUGAACAGGCCAUACUUUCCGGAUCCAUUGUUCCUAUCACCGCUUAAGGACCGAGCGGCUCAUAUGCGUGCUGAAAUGGAGUCGUUGAUCGGUCGUUUCGGUGGCUUGUGUGAUGAGGCGCGCGAUCUGAUAACGGAUUUAAAUAAAGACGUAGUGCUGAAGGCGGUCGAUCAAAUGAUGCACAAAGACUACAGCGAUUCGCUCUACAAGAGGAAGCCG